AUGAGCACCCCAGAAAAGGACUUCAUAAAUAAAUUUGUAGCUCUGGCUACUUUACAGCACUCAGGGCUCCCUUCCGACACUAAAAAACCGCUACAAGAUGUUACAAAUCUGGGCGUUGCAUUGCCAGCCUUGCGGUACAAAUAUAACCAUAAAAGAGUCAAAAGAAGCGAAUUAGUAGAGUCUGAUGCGGCUUCCACGGUACAGCUGCGCCUAAAAUCCAUCAGAGCGCCGAAAUUUGUUCAUACCAAGGAAUUUUCCGUCUCGCAGACCAUCCAUCAAGUUAAACGCUUUUUGACAGAGGUCGAAGAGGCAAUUGAGGAUCCUUCGCAAUUGAAGCUACUGUUGAAGGGUAAAGUUCUUCACGACAAUGUGCUAUUGUCGGAUUUAAAGGCUCAAGAAGCCGAUUUGGUCGUCAUGGUCUCGAAAUUUGAAAAGCCAGUUAUUGCUGCUCAACCAGACAUUGCACCAGCCGCAUUCGAAAUUCCCUGGCAUAAGAUCAAGGCACUGUUGAGCGCGGAAAUCUCGGAUGCGGAGGCCGCUGCGACCGUGUUUCAGCGUCUCCAGAAAGGUUGGCAACUCACUGAACCUUCAGACCUGGAUUGA
Molecule: messenger RNA, 603 nt
Organism: Lachancea meyersii CBS 8951
Lineage: Eukaryota; Fungi; Ascomycota; Saccharomycetes; Saccharomycetales; Saccharomycetaceae
Source: the annotation of a GenBank genome assembly